Messenger RNA from Ramularia collo-cygni, 1089 nucleotides. RefSeq lists its product as uncharacterized. NCBI's taxonomy places the organism in Eukaryota, Fungi, Ascomycota, Dothideomycetes, Mycosphaerellales, Mycosphaerellaceae. The record is from RefSeq and is a predicted model, not a curated record. Bases 1 to 1089 code for a protein of 362 amino acids. The transcript has 3 exons.
AUGGUUUUAAAACUCAAGAACUCCGUACCGGGCACGAAGGGAGUCGCGCAGAGAAUCCCUCCAAAGAAAGGCGGCCGAAGUCGCAAGGAUGAGGCGGACCGCUUCAUAAACGACGACAUCAACGAGCCACCGCUGCGCAAGACGAGCGGUAAGACGAGCGGCAAGACCACCGGCAAGACCACCGGCAAGACCCACAGCAAAUCGCUUCUAGAUGAUGCGACCUCCAGCUUCAAGGCGACAGCUUCCGGCAACGCAUACGAGCCGGAGCCAACAAACGACCAUGACGGACUCGACCUCGACGCCAAUGGCGAAGCCGAGCUGAGAACGGACAAUACGCCAGCAGGCCUCUUUUCCCCAGACGAGGGAGAGAGCUGGGACAUUCGAUCACCCGACCACACCUCAAGUAGCAGUGUGAGUUUCAAGUUCGAGGAAUCCGUGCCAGCGCGCCAACUCGACACCCCACCAGCUCGAGAUUUGGAAGGGCUUUUCACACCCGACGCUCCGCAAGUGACCUUGAGCAAGAAGGUCUCCACUCGAUUCGAGUCUGACUUUGGUGAGAAUGUGCCCGACUCGGCGCACGAAGACAACUACACCGGCCCCGAAGUCAUUGCCAUCGUGGUCAAGACCGUUGUCCCCUGCUACAUCGUCCAGAUGCCCAAGGAAGUGCGCGCUCGCAUCUAUUCGUAUGUCCUCUUUCCCAAGGGCAAGGAGAAUGGCCCCCGACCAUUCUUCUCGAACACAAGCAAUUGGCAGCUAAAGCCACCAGCGAUGUUGCAACUGUGCCAGCAAAUCCGAAAUGAAGCCACGGGACCAUACUAUCAUUCUUACAUUGUUGGUGGAGCUUCGGUGCAGAAGGUUCUACCUUGGUUGAAGACGCUCAGCCCCCAAGCGAGGGGAGCACUCGGCAAGAUCAAGUUGCCCUUCAUCAACAACGACCACGUCAACAAGACGAAGGAGCAGCAGAUCGCCGCAUGUUUGAAGCAGUUCAAGAAGGCGCGUGUCGAGAUUCCGCGUCGGAAGCUCAAGUUGGUGGUCCAACCACAAGACGUCAAGAGGAGUGAAGGAGGCGACUUGACAGAUGAGGAAUGA